AUGACUGUCAUUUAUAAAGGUCUUGAUUGUCUUGCUGAUAAAGAUGAUCCAGAAUAUACUAAAUUGAAAACCAUUUCACAAUCAGGUGUGAAUGCUUGGGCAUAUCAGAAGAAUUAUGGGUAUUAUGUUUUAUAUUUUGGUGCUGUUUUGAUCUUUUUAAUGAUUAUUAAGAAAAUUUGGUUUACUUUUAAUGAUUAUUCUUAUAGAAAUACAAAAAUUGGAGGAGGGAAAUAUAAUUUAUCAAGUUUGAAUAAAUUUAUCGGUAUAACAAGAUUGAUUUCAUAUAAAAAGUUACCAAUAAUAUUAUCAAGAAUAACAGGAUUACCAGCAUCAAUUGGAACAUUAAUAAUCUUGAUAUCAUCAACUUUAUUUGUCCUAUGUUAUUGUUUCAUUCCACAUUUUUGGUAUAGAGCAUGUCGAGGGUUUGGAUCACCUCCACUAUCAGUCCGUGCCGGGUUGAUGUGUAUGGGUAUGACUCCAUUCAUAUUCAUCCUUAGUGGGAAAACAAAUUUCAUAAGUGCAAUGACUGGUAUAAGUUAUGAAAAAUUAAAUAUUUAUCAUCAAGCUUUAGGUUGGGGUUGUUUAUUCCUAAGUUUAGUCCAUACUAUCCCUUUUUUAGUCCAACCUGUUCGUGAAGGUGGUGCUUCAAAUUUAUCUAAAACUUUUAAAAGUGAUAAUUUAUAUCAAAAUGGUAUCCCAGCUCAAAUCGUUUUAGGUUUAUUAUGUUUAUUAAGUACAAGAUUUUCAAGAAAAUUAUGUUAUGAAGUUUGGUUACAUGCGCAUUGGAUCUUGGGAAUUGCUUAUUUUGCCUUAUUAACAUGGCAUAAUGUACGUGGAUCAACAGAAUUAGAUGCUGAACAAUACAUGUGGGGCACAUUAGGAUUUUGGGGGUUUCAAAUGAUUUAUAGAGCUUUAGUUAAAACAAGUUUUUUCAAACCAAAUCAAUAUGUUUUCAAGGCUAAAAAAGGUGAAUUAUCAAGAUUAAGUAAUGGGAAUUUCCAAAUUAUUAUAAAAGUGGAGACUCCAUAUGAAUUGAAUUGGAAACCUGGUCAACAUUUAUUUAUUAGAUUUGUUUAUGGGCUUUCAACUUUGGAUAAUCAUCCUUUUUCGAUAUUAUCAAUUCCUAAACAAGAUUCAAAAUCUCAUAUAAAAUUAAUUGUUAAACCUCAUAAUGGGUUGACCAAGAAAAUUUAUAAUUUGAUUGAAGAUGAUGAUGAAAAGGCUGGAAAACAAUUGAACUUAUAUAUUGAUGGUCCUUAUGGUGGUAUAAAUCGUGAUGUUUUAUCAUUUGAUAAAGUCUUGAUGGUUUCUUCAGGUUCAGGAGUUACAGUUACAUGGCCAUUUGUUGAAUAUAUUGUGGAUAAUUUAGAUAAAUUGACAAAUAUGACCCAACAGUUUGAAUUUAAAUGGAUUAUUAAAAAUAAUGAAUCUAUUGAAUGGAUUCAAGAAGAAUUGAUUAAUAUCCAACCAAAGAUUGUUCAUAAUAAACAAGAAGUUUUAGAAAAUACGGACUCAUCAUCAUCAACAGAUGAUUUGAAAUCAAUCGAAGAAAAAAUUUCAAUAUCAAAUUUACAUCAUUUUAUAACUAUUCAUAAAGGACAAAAACCAUCAAUGUCUUCAUAUUUACAACAAGUGGAAUUAUUAUCCAAGAAUUGUGUUAUUGUGUCAGGUACUCAAUCUUUACAAUGUGAUGUAGGUAAUGCUGUUUCACAAUUACAAAGAAAAGUUAUAAAGGGAGAAAUUGAUGAAUUGUAUCUACAUAGUGAGAAUUUUGGAUGGUGA
Messenger RNA from Hansenula anomala, 1782 nucleotides. RefSeq names its product putative ferric-chelate reductase (gene FRE7). Gene Ontology annotation, molecular function: ferric-chelate reductase activity. The transcript has 3 exons. The record is from RefSeq and is a predicted model, not a curated record. Bases 1 to 1782 code for a protein of 593 amino acids. Gene Ontology annotation, cellular component: plasma membrane. NCBI's taxonomy places the organism in Eukaryota, Fungi, Ascomycota, Saccharomycetes, Phaffomycetales, Wickerhamomycetaceae. Gene Ontology annotation, biological process: iron ion transport; intracellular iron ion homeostasis; copper ion import.